AGUAGGACAGGUGGCACAGCGCGAUUAAGAUGACUACCGGAGAGGAAAGACUUGUUAUUGUCGAAAUAUGUGGCAAUUAUGCUAAAUUAACCCUUAACAAUGGAGAGGAUAAUAGAAUUAAUCCAGAAUUCAUAAGAGAUUUCAAUAUAGCUCUGGAUAAAGUUCUUGAGUCAGAAAAUGUAACUUAUAUGAUAACUACUGGUCGAGGUCGAUUUUUCAGCAAUGGUUUGCAAUUAACUGACGAGAGAGUAGGUGGAGACGAAUUUUGGAUAGAGUUUAAUGCAUUGGUUUCCAGACUCGUUUGUUUUCCAAUAUUGACAAUUGCAAUGUUAAACGGACACACAUUUGCCGGAGGUGCAAUGCUGGCUUUAUCGCACGACUAUAGAAUUAUGAACAGUACUAAGGGUUGGAUAAGUUUUAACGAAGUCUUCCUAAAUGCUAGACUUCCUCAUUUUGUUAUGGCACUUAUAAAAACCAAAGUAGCUGGAGACUACGCUAGACAAAAGUUUGUUGUAAAUGCUACUCGUUUAGUUUCGAGCGAAGCUAUCAAACUUGGAAUUGUUCACGCCGAUGCAAAAGCUGAGGAUUUGGAGCGAACCGUUCAUGAUUUUGCUCAACAAAGAACUAAGAAAAUCAAUGCAAGUCAUAGAUGGAUAACUCACAGAAUUAAAUUGGAUUUGUACGACGAUCUUGUAAAACAAAAAAAUAUCGUUGGCAACACUGACAAUGAAGAGCUUGAAAGUAAAUUAUAA
Molecule: messenger RNA, 752 nt
Organism: Dimorphilus gyrociliatus
Lineage: Eukaryota; Metazoa; Annelida; Polychaeta; Dinophilidae
Source: the annotation of a GenBank genome assembly